AUGACAGCAUACAUUGAAUCGGAAUCAGAAUCAGGUCCAUAUAUUCCAUGGGGUUUUCCAAAUGAAUUAAUUUUAUGUGAAGCAGCACGUAGAGAUGAUAUUAAAGCUGUAAGCAAAUCUAUCGCAAAUGGAGUGAAUGUAAACUUUAUUGAUGAUUUCGGGAAAACAGCAUUACACUAUGCAGCUGCAAAUGGCAGUUAUGAAUCAGUAAAACUUCUUGUCGCCAAUAAAGCGAAUGUAAAUACCCGGGAUUCAAAUGGAACUACACCAUUACAUAUGGCUUCUAGAGGAAAUCAUACAAGAGUGGUGAAAUUUUUACUGAUGUCUGGAGCGGAUAUUAAUCAUGAAUGUCUUAGUGGUGUCAAACCAAUUGACUUAGCAGUUUACAAUUCAGAAACUUGGAAAGUUUUAUUAAACGCUACAAAUGGUGAUCUCCCAAACAGUGAACAUUUAAUACAAACACGUACAGUUCCUUAA
This is a messenger RNA of Schistosoma turkestanicum, 477 nucleotides long. Lineage: Eukaryota; Metazoa; Platyhelminthes; Trematoda; Strigeidida; Schistosomatidae. The record is from the annotation of a GenBank genome assembly.